Messenger RNA from Exophiala oligosperma, 2865 nucleotides. RefSeq lists its product as uncharacterized. Gene Ontology annotation, molecular function: DNA-binding transcription factor activity, RNA polymerase II-specific; zinc ion binding. The record is from RefSeq and is a predicted model, not a curated record. The transcript has a single exon. Gene Ontology annotation, biological process: regulation of DNA-templated transcription. Lineage: Eukaryota; Fungi; Ascomycota; Eurotiomycetes; Chaetothyriales; Herpotrichiellaceae. Bases 1 to 2865 code for a protein of 954 amino acids.
AUGAGCUCAAAUUCUGCGACUCAGCGUGCUUCUGCCCAACGACGCUACAGGAGCAACCGGAAGCAAUAUCAAAGUUGCGAUCAUUGUAGGAAAGGACGACGAGGCUGUGAUGCGGUUCGCCUCGGCAUUGAUCCUCUGGGUCAAGUCGAUCCAAACAACCGCUGCUCUAUGUGCCAAAGGUACCGGAAACAAUGUACAUUCGAAUGGCUACGCAGUGUUCCAGUGGAUACUCUGCCACAACGCAUCAAGACAAUGUUUGGAACCCCUUCUCAGAGAUUCCAGGAGAACUCCACUUUAUCCUCCUUACCGGUAAUGCCAUCAGACGCUAGCUCUCUUCUAGCGACCAAAACUACCCCUCAAGAUAUCUUUCACAACAAAGGUACCUCAAAUCCCAGAACCACUGGGUUUGGUCGUUCAUUUCUUGACAUUGACCUGCGUGAAACUCAAGAUGAGACGCUUCCCUCGCUCUUUUCGGGUUCGUCGAAUGGCCUAGAUUUUCCUGGAUUAUCCCUUGAAACUGUCCAGAGCCACGCGUGGCAUGAACUAUACAACGAGCAACCCGACAACAGUAGACACACAAUUCCAGGGACAACCCUACCUUCAGAUUCUAGCUAUGACUUACUGUCUGGGACUACGGCCUCUGACUUCCCGGUGCCUAUCUAUGAAGAUGCUGACUUCCAAGCAAGGCGUGCGCAGUCGGAGGUUCUGGACCCAAAAACAUUACAGCAAGCAGACCUGUCCGCGGGUUGGCCUCCAUUUCCAUUGGAGUGGCAUUCCAUGAAUGAACGACCAGGUCCGGCAAUUCCACUCUCAGAGCCAACGGCAAAGUCAUAUUACAACGAAUCACAUGCACCACGAUUAAGUCCGCAAGAAAGCCAACUUGCGGACACUUCGAAUAAGACUGCGGUUGCCGAAGGCUUGAUGAAGAUCUACCAGGAUAGCUUGGAGAAUGCGCUAUCAUGUUGGAUCACUGCAGAGAAUUGUCCAUACAAUAUAAAACUGAGGAAAACUCGACAAAGGACGCUCAGCGAUGUUAUUUAUUCACCCAGUGCAUCAAGCAGCCUCUACAGCCGCGUCUUUGAACUUGAUGCUGGUUUUUCCUCGCUGAGAAGUCGACCGCUGACGCGAGCUGAACAUUCUGGUUCCUCGAGAGCACUCAAACUUGCCAUUGUAGCUUUUGCUAGUCAAUGGUCAUAUUCUUCCCAACUCUCCCCAUCAGAUGCAAGGUGGGUCAACCGGCUCUCCUUCGAGGACAGAUAUGCAACAGAAAGGCAACCCAGUCCUGACCAUGAAGCAAUGGACACUUAUGACUUUGAAGGCUUGCUACGACAGAGUGUUUGGAACGAAGCACGAAGAUGCAUCGAUCGAUGGAAAUAUUGUGGCUCCUUUCGGGUCAUCUUUGCCAUCAUCAUGUUUUCCUUGACUCAACAACCACCGAAUGAGGACGAACUUGGUGACUCGAGUGACGAGCCUUCAGAACCACUAGAUCCGCAAAUGCCGAGUCAAGGCGAGUACCUUCUCAACCCCAGGCGCCCUCUCAUGCCACAAUCAUAUUCGCCGACAAUUUCCGGCGGUGUUUUGACAAGCUCUCCAAGCAAUCCACAGAUUUCAUCCUUCUCAAGAGGCCUCCAUGAUGGCUCCGGCUCUCUUGGAACUGCGAUACAUCAUCUCCUCAACUGGAAAGCGAGGCUAUUGUCGUACUCACAAGAUCAUGGAAUGCCCGCGGACACUUCUAUCAAUGCAAAUCGUACCAGAACCAGUCUCCUAGAUCCCAAAAGCCUGUAUGACUUCAAUCUGGUUUUCUGGCUAGGGAUAAUGUACGAUACGACAGCGUCUGUACUUGGGCAGAGCUCAUUGAUAGCCCCAGACAGUGACACGUUGAUGUAUUUUGAGCUAGGCUCUUCAUGCAACACCCGAGCAGUCAAAGCUUUCGAAAAUCUGCAGACCCCCUCGGGCAUGACAACCAACAAAACGCCUUCCCUCGUGAACAUCUGGGACUCGUACAUAAUUGAGGUCGACGAGGCCCGAUCAUCAAAUCUGGCAGCAGAAGGCGUCUUCUCUGCACAGCUAGACACCAAGACUCUUCAGGCGGCAGUUCCUCUCAAGGUACUGUUUUGGCGCAAAAUCAGCAAAAUGCAGCAGGUGUUUUCCCAACCAAAAAAAACAUCACCAGCCGAAGUCGAAAGUGUGAUCAAAGAAGCCUUGCGCGUGCACGACUAUUGGAUCAUGGAGUACGACACAUUCUUCAAAGCCUGCGUGGGUGCCCACUCCCAGCUAUCGUUCCAAGUCCAGUCGUGGCACCUCGUCUUGGGCAUGGGAUGGAACUUGGGCUGUCUUCUCCUGGCCAGAUGUAUCGAAUUUGCCGAUCAAAACUCCAAGUCUGAAAGGCUCGGACGAAGUCUCCGUGCUUCUUCGGCGUUGGUGAACCAGCUGAGGAAGUCGGGUGCGUAUUCUAUAGCCAAUCUGGGUAGGGCGUCUGGUUGGCCCGUGUCGAAUUCCACAUCUCCAGCGGGCAGUAACAAAGACAUCCAUUUCGCCAUAAGCCAGAGUGCCAUUCUCGCCGAGCCACACCCGGACAAACUCAUCCGGGCUCUCGAAAUGGCGUGCCAAACUCUUCUGGACUGGCUCCAGUGUUGGCGAUCCCCCACUGAUGCCACCCGUCUAGAGGACCGAGAGUGGCUCUAUGCCAACACGAGCAGCGACGAGAUAUCCCGACACUGUGUCAGUUGUAUUGAUGCUCUUAAAGUCCUGAGGAGGAAUUCUGAUGCCGUAAACCCUAUCAUUUAUCGUCUUACAAUGCAACAUAGGUUGUUGGAGUUGGGACACGAGCUCCAGACAGAAUCAGGUCUUUUCUACACCUCCUGA